CACUCUGACGCUUUAUCCUUUUCUUUCUCACUCACAUAACACCAACAACGUUUGAACCCUAAGGCGUGUGCGUGCGUUUUUUGUCUCACACACACACACAACACACACAGUGUAUGGUUUCGAUUCUUCGCAGGUUAUGGCUUCGGACAGUGCUUCUCGUUCGAGUUCUGCGGCCGAUUCCUACAUUGGCUGCUUGAUCAGCUUGACAUCAAAGAGUGAGAUCAGAUAUGAGGGUGUUCUCUACAACAUCAACACCGACGAAUCCAGUAUUGGCCUCAGAAACGUGCGAUCUUUUGGAACUGAAGGAAGGAAAAAGGAUGGUCCUCAAAUUCUACCAGGUGACAAGGUCUAUGAGUAUAUACUGUUCCGUGGGACUGACAUCAAGGAUUUACAGGUUAAAUCUUCUCCACCUGUCCAGCCUACUCCACCAAUAAACAAUGAUCCAGCUAUUAUUCAGUCUCAGUAUCCUCGCUCAGUCACCACAUCUACAAGUUUACCCGCUGGAAGUGGGUCUUUGGCUGAUCUUAGUUCUCACAGCGCACAGCUUGGACACCCUGGAUCAAAUUUUCAAGAGCCCUUGCCUUUGUAUCAACCUGGAGGGAACAUAGGGUCAUGGGGAGCAUCUUCACCUACCCCAAAUGCAAAUGGUGGUGGGCUUGCCUUGCCAAUGUAUUGGCAAGGAUAUUAUAGUGCUCCAAAUGGUCUUCCUCAUUUACACCAGCAAUCUUUGCUUCGACCACCACCUGGCUUAUCGAUGCCUUCGUCUAUGCAGCAGCCAGUACAUUUCCCUAAUUUUGGUCCCUCUUUACCAACUGGACCUUCAAAUUUGCCAGAAUUCCCUUCAGCUUUACUCCCCAUGGGUACUACUUCCCCUAGUCUAACAUCUACUUCUAUACCUCCCUCAAAUCUUCCAUCAACUUUACCUCCAGCACCUUCUGCUGCAAUAGUGCCUGAAAAUCUGCAAGCAUUAGUUCCAAACAAGGCACCAACUGUUUCGCUUCCAGCAGUCACGCUAGCUGCUAACUUACCAUCACUUUCUCCUUUUUCCAAUGGUGGUCCAGAUGCUAGUGCUGUAGCGCCACUGGUCAACAAACCUAACGCAAUUUCAGGUUCAAUCUUGCCAUACCAAACUGUAUCCCAGCUGACUUCUGCAAUGGUUGGAUCAUCAAAUUCUAUCCGUACAGGAACACAAGCCCCUUCUCUGGUAACCCCUGGUCAAUUAUUGCAGUCUGGACCAACUGUAAUAUCUUCAUCUCAGCCUUCACAAACACCUCAUAAGGAUGUUGAAGUGGUUCGAGUAUCGUCAUCAUUGCCUCCAGAGCCAUCUGUGCCAGUUUCUGCUGAAACUCAGCCACCAAUACUGCCAUUGCCAGUAACUACACGGCCCAAUCACAGGCCUGGUGGAGCUUCUAUCCAAACUCAUCAUGGCUAUGGUUACAGGGGACGUGGAAGAGGAAGAGGAACUGGGGGUUUGCGCCCAGUUCAAAGAUUCACUGAAGACUUUGAUUUCAUGGCAAUGAAUGAGAAGUUCAAAAAGGAUGAAGUAUGGGGUCAUCUAGGUAAAAGCAGUAAGUCUCAUUCAAAAGAGAAAGAUGGGGAAGAGAAUGCCGGUGAUGAAGAUGACAUUCAAGAUGAAGAAGACAAUGGUGAUGCAUCAAAGUUGGAUGUUACGCCUGUUUAUAAUAAGGAUGAUUUCUUUGACUCACUCUCUUGCAACGCGCUUGAUCAUGAUUCGCAAAAUGGAAGGAUUAGAUAUUCUGAGCAAAUUAAGAUUGACACCGAGACAUUUGGUGAUUUUACGAGGCACCACCGCGGUGGCUGGGGGGGCCGUGGUCCAUGGCGUGGUGGACGAUCUCGUGGUGGUUAUUAUGGAAGGGGUUAUGGCUAUGCAGGAAGAGGAAGGGGGGGACGUGGCAUGUCCAGUCGUCCUUCUUAGAUGGCUGCAGUGAUGGUGUUUGGUUGAAGUUGUGGUGGUGGGGAACAAAAGCCAAGUGAAGCCACCCACUAAAGCAGUGUUUCUUGAGUCUAUCUAUGCUUCAAUAUUGUGUUUUCUUUAUUACUGUUUGGUCACAGAAUAAGUAGGACAGUUUUUCUUGUCAUGUUGCCUUAUUACCCAAAGGAACCUGGUUUGGUGGAAAGAUUUUUCAGCACCAUUUUGUUUUUAGUUCGUAUAAGUCAGAAGUUUAUUUUGACUAGUUUCUUGCUGUAUAUUGUUUAUGCAUGGAAGCAAUCAGCAAGUUGUGCAUUUCAGAGACGUGUUUUCUCUCGUAUUGUUUGCAUUGUAAAUGCGAGUUACAGUUUUUAUAU
Molecule: messenger RNA, 2307 nt
Organism: Gastrolobium bilobum
Lineage: Eukaryota; Viridiplantae; Streptophyta; Magnoliopsida; Fabales; Fabaceae
Product: protein decapping 5-like
Exons: 8
Coding region: 137-1936 (599 amino acids)
Biological process (GO): P-body assembly; cytoplasmic stress granule assembly
Cellular component (GO): P-body
Molecular function (GO): mRNA binding
Source: RefSeq, a predicted model, not a curated record